Molecule: messenger RNA, 429 nt
Organism: Oikopleura dioica
Lineage: Eukaryota; Metazoa; Chordata; Appendicularia; Copelata; Oikopleuridae
Source: the annotation of a GenBank genome assembly
AUGGGUUUCUACUACAAUCAGCCACGACAGGGAUUCUACUACAACCAGCCCAACCAGGGAUUUUACUACAACGAACCCCGACAGGGCUUCUAUUACGACCAGGGCUUCUAUUACCAGCAGCCAAAGCAAGGAUUCUACUAUGAUCAGGGCUUCUAUUAUCAACAACCUCGACAAGGUUUCUACUAUGACGAACCACGACAGGGCUUUUAUUACGACGGUUUCUACUACAACCAGCCCCGACAAGGUUUCUACUACGACCAGCCCCGCCAAGGCUUUUACUAUGACCAGGGCUUCUAUUACCAACAGCCCCGCCAAGGAUUCUACUAUGACCAGGGAUUCUACUACCAGCAACCCCGACAAGGCUUCUAUUACCAGCAACCUCGACAAGGUUUCUACUACCAGCAGCCACGACAGGGAUUCUAUUAUUAA